AUGUUCCUUUACCUGUACCUCUGCUUGUACCUCUACUUGUACCUGUACCUCUACCUGUAUUUGUACCUAUACCUCUACCUGUACCUCUACUUGUACCUGUACCUGUUCCUCUACCUAUACUUGUACCUGUACCUCUACCCGUACCUCUACUUGUACCUAGGCCUGUUGCUCUACCUGUACUUGUACCUGUACCUCUACCUGUACUUGUACCUGUACCUCUACCUGUUCCUUUACCUGUAUCUGCACCUCUACCUGUACUUGCACCUGUACCUGUACCUCUACUUGUACCUCUACCUGUACCUGUACUUGUACCUGUACCUCUACCUGUACUUGUACCUCUGUACCUCUACUUGUACCUGUCUGUACCUCUACUUGUACCUGUGCCUGUACCUCUACCUGUACCUGUACUUGUACCUGUACCUCUACCUGUACUUGUACCUGUACCUCUUCCUGUUCCUUGACCUGUACCUGUACCUCUACCUGUUUCUUUACCUGUACCUCUACUUGUACCUGUGCCUGUUCCUCUACCUGUACUUGUACGUGUACCUCUACCUGUACCUCUACCUGUUCCUUUACCUGUACCUCUACCUGUACUUGUACCUGUACCUCUACCUGUUCCUUUACCUGUACCUGUACCUCUACCUGUUCCUUUACCUGUACCUGUACCUCUACCUGUACCUCCACCUCUACCUGUACCUCCACCUCUACCUGUACCUCUAA
This is a messenger RNA of Thalassophryne amazonica, 720 nucleotides long. Its product is annotated as cytochrome c oxidase subunit 1-like. The coding region runs from base 1 to 720 and encodes 239 amino acids. Lineage: Eukaryota; Metazoa; Chordata; Actinopteri; Batrachoidiformes; Batrachoididae. The record is from RefSeq and is a predicted model, not a curated record. The transcript has 3 exons.